Messenger RNA from Coregonus clupeaformis (lake whitefish), 1649 nucleotides. RefSeq names its product biogenesis of lysosome-related organelles complex 1 subunit 4-like. Lineage: Eukaryota; Metazoa; Chordata; Actinopteri; Salmoniformes; Salmonidae. Bases 102 to 800 code for a protein of 232 amino acids. The transcript has 5 exons. Gene Ontology annotation, cellular component: BLOC-1 complex. The record is from RefSeq and is a predicted model, not a curated record.
UUGAUCCUUGUAAGCCACCAUCCACAGUUUCAACUACUUGAUUGAAUCAUUUGACUAUCAUAACACCGUAGCUGAAAACAAAAUAAAUUAAAGGGGCAAAGAUGGAGCCUAGGAUGGAAAAUAGGGUAGGUGUUCUCUCCCCGCUGGAGGAGUCAAGUGCGGAGGUGAGUCGGGACAGUGGCAUCGUGUCGCAGAGUGCGAGCAGUUUAUCCAUGUUGAGCGAGGCCCUAAGCAGUGGCACCGUGUCGCAAAGCCCCAGCUUCGGCGCAGCAGUCUCGCAGAGUCCGAGCUUCAACUCCGAGGAACCCGACACGGACCCAGACCACAACCAGGAGGAUGAGAUCCUGAGACACACUGCCCUCAGUUACUCCUCCUACAUCAGAGAUACUGCUGGAGACGAGAUCCUGUGUUUGGAGAAAAGUCUGGAGGAAAUGCUGACCAGGGUGGAUGAAUUUGUUGGAAUGCUUGACAUGAUCCGCAACGACACAUCACAGAUUGUCAACGAGAAUCUACCUCAAAUACAUAGAAAAUCAGAAGAGAUGAGGCAAUUAUACAGAAAGAUUGACAAGUUGAAUGCGUUUGUGAAGAUGGUGGGUGCCAAUGUGAAUGUCAUGGAGGAGCAGGUCACUCAGGCAGAAAGGGAACAAGGAACCCUGCCGGGUGCCUUCAGAAAGAUCUUCCAUACCAUUAGUGUCCCGGGAUUUCUAAAUAAACCAGCCAGCCCCAGAAGGCAGCAGCAUCAGGAGCUUCCCCCAGUGUUCAGAACAGAUGAUUAUUUCAUCCCACACCCAGGACACUGAAAGUUUAUCUCAACUGGCACCCUAUUCCUUACAUAUUGUACAACUAUUAACCAGGGCCCAUAGGCUCUGGUCAACAAUAGUGCACUAUAUAGGGAAUAGGGUGCCAUUUAGGAGGCAACUUGAAACCGAUGCCUGCAGCUUCCACACAUCACACAUGCAAUGGCCAGCCUAACUCCUCUAGGCCAGGCGACCUCAGUCUGCAUGGCUGUCUUGACUGGACCAGAGCCAUAGAUGGAAAUGGUUCUGGACCUGACUAUAGACAAUAAUACUAGUUUCCUCUGGACUGGAGGAUCUGACGGUACAACAAUUUCAACAAGCAAUAUAGUGUUGGCUCUCUCUCGCUAACAAGUGGCUGUGAAGACACUGAAGAAAUCAGACUGAAUGCGGACACCUGAAAAAGGAAAAUGGUGUUAUUGAUCAAGACUCUGUUUUUCAAGUGCCUCUGAGUGUUUCCCUUUAUUUUAUUGCGUGGUCACCUGUUGAAUGAAAUUGCUGUAAGGAAAAUGUUAUUAAUCAUCACACUCACCCUGUUAAAUAAAAUAAGUAAAUAAAAAAUAAAAUCACCAACAGUAUGAUUUGAAGUAUAUGAUGUUCAAGCUUGAGUAAACCUUAACAUGACAUGGUAUUUUAGUUUUAGUGACAUUCUGUCUGUAGACACAUCUGUUUUUAUAAGGCUAUUGUUUCCUGUUUGUAUGGGCUAAUGCUGGAGUGGAAUUGGCACUUUGUAAUUCUCCACACACUGCACCAAGCAACAUGUAUUUGUUUAAUAUAAUAUUAUGUCAUAGUUGUAUAUUAUUUGAAAGUUUUGUCACUAAUAAUUAUCAAUAAAGUGGUUUCUUAUUGACUUUA